CACUCUUGUUUGAGUUUUUGCAAAAAUUGCCAAAAUCAUGCUGUCGCUCUGACGUUUGAAAUUCGUGUGAAAGUGUUUAUCGUGUCUAAAUUCACCGUGGAUGUGUUCAAAUUAUGACGAUAUGGUCGAAACUUUAUAAAUUAUAUCUGCUCGGAAAAGUGAGAGUUUCUAAAUUUGCUCCAUCAAGAUACGCUCCUGGGACUGCUGCUUUUUUAACUUCAUGUGCCAUUGCUUCAUAUUUACUUUACAAAAAUCCCUCGGGAGUUUCCCCUUCGGGUCUUUUGAUUGGGAAAGAUCAAGCCCAAGGAAUUAAAAAGCGCUGGGAGCUGGAGAGUAGGGACGUCCCUACUGUCCUAAAAAUUGCAAAUGAGAGGCAAAGCAAUCGGGAAAAGUUCAAUUUCAUCAACAACGUGGUGAAGAAGUGCGCGCCUGCUGUUCUCUACAUCAUCAUUAGCGACCCAUCGCAAGUGGAUUUCGACACAAAGAGCCCCGUAAUAACAUCCACUGGCUCGGGUUUCAUAAUCAAUGAGGAUGGCUGGGCAUUGACAAACGCUCACGUCGUAUUAGAACAACCGCAGAGCAUUAUCAAUGUGAUCACUUACGACGGCCUGGCUUACACUGCAUCGCUGGAGCACGUUGAUGUGUCCAAAGAUCUGGCCCUGAUUAAAAUUAAUGCCGAUAAAAAGCUGCCAGUGCUGGAGUUUGGCUCCAGCAAGGACGCUAUAGUGGGCGAAUGGGUCGUGGCUUUGGGAAGUCCCUUGUCUUUAACAAAUUCGGUCUCGGUCGGAAUCGUGAGCUCCAUAAAUCGAUCAGCUGAAGACAUCGGCUUGAGAAAUUAUCCUAUGACCUACAUACAAACCGAUGCUUCUAUUACAUUUGGAAAUUCCGGUGGGCCAUUGGUUAAUUUGGAUGGACAUGUGAUUGGUAUCAAUAAUUUGCGAUUGACUGCUGGGAUUUGUUUUGCAAUCCCUGUGGAUUAUGCAAAAACAUUUUUAGAUAAUGCACACUUUGACCGCAAAAUAAAGUAAAAGAAAAACAUACAACUAAAGGAAAAUAAGAUUAUAAAUCGGGACCAUAUUGUAUAAUUUUGUACAAAAAAUAGCAAUACCAAAAAUAGGAUAACCACUUAAGCUUGUAUUGUAACAAAAUAAAUUAAGAAGCUUAAUUUUUA
This is a messenger RNA of Tribolium castaneum (red flour beetle), 1171 nucleotides long. RefSeq names its product serine protease HTRA2, mitochondrial. Gene Ontology annotation, biological process: proteolysis; programmed cell death; positive regulation of apoptotic process. The record is from RefSeq and is a predicted model, not a curated record. NCBI's taxonomy places the organism in Eukaryota, Metazoa, Arthropoda, Insecta, Coleoptera, Tenebrionidae. The coding region runs from base 114 to 1028 and encodes 304 amino acids. Gene Ontology annotation, molecular function: serine-type endopeptidase activity. The transcript has 3 exons.